AUGGACAGUACUGUGGAGCAAGUUCAGGAUCGGGGUCUGCUGCCCACUACAAGCUCCAACACGGUUACAAAUAAUGUCAACACCGCCACUAUCAGCAAUACGAUGAACGAUGAACCACGAGUUGAAGUGUCUAUUGUCGGCAGUCCGGAGGUUUUUGGCGGACAGGAGGCUGUAGGUGUGACCAAGUCCUCAGGUUCCCCUGAUAGCCAUGAAGAGAGACACAUUGAAAGAUGCGAUGUAGUUGCUUCACCAUCAGACCCUCGCCCACCUAAAAAGCGAUACACGGGCUCAGAUACAGGUACUGCCGACCUUCCUCCACCUGAAUCACCUAGCGGUGCACAACUCCCGCGCGCUGCACCUCUUCCGUCAGCAUUUUGCGAUGCACGGCAAGUACCGACGGGCGAGCAGUUCCUUCAGCUUUUAUACAACUGGCAGUGGGUAGAAAUCGACAACACACAACUACCCUCAGUCAUGCGGGGCGGCGAACGAUUCCUUGCCGUGCAUAUGGUUCAACUAAAACUGUUAAGCAAAUUUCCUCCUGCUAUUCCUGCGGAGAUAAUUUCUCGAUUUACAAUGGUCUCACAUAAGAUGAGUACAGUAGAAGCUUGGCAAUUCAACGCCAUUAAUGCCAUCAAAAGGAAGUUCGACCUUGGUUGUCAGUUGUUCACCACCCAGGACGAGGUAGUGAGACUAAAUGAUGUGCAGAUGUUCUACUGGAAUGUCAAGGCGCUUAAUCUGAGCAGAAUUAUCCAGCAGUAUGACGCUGAACUCCAAAAUACUAAUGGAAAUCUCACUCUCAUUGCCACCAUUCAAUCGCUUAAGAACCAUGUGGAAACUGACCUAGAACGUGUCCGGAAAGAGCUGCGUAGCUUGACUGAACAGCACCAGGGCAUGAUGCAACCGCCAGCUACCACAUCAACAGUACCUUCAGCAUCAGGCAACGUGAUCACCAUCGAUGACCAUCAUCAUCACGUAUCUAACGGAGCUAUGAUAACCUCAUCGCUUAACGAAGCACAACAAAAGGAUAUAAAUGUUUAUUCUUAA
Necator americanus (New World hookworm) is the source of this 1044-nucleotide messenger RNA. RefSeq lists its product as uncharacterized. The transcript is spliced from 5 exons. Bases 1 to 1044 code for a protein of 347 amino acids. Lineage: Eukaryota; Metazoa; Nematoda; Chromadorea; Rhabditida; Ancylostomatidae. The record is from RefSeq and is a predicted model, not a curated record.